CACAGGAUAGCGGUUACAGUAACCGGUAACUUGAAACAUGGAAACCUGGUAUCUAGACAGGUAUGCUUGUAUCCGGAAGGAGCCUGUUAAAAUAUAAAUACCGAGCGUGCAAAAACACUUUAUAAAUUGCAUUUACAAACGUUACAUUCAUUUAAAGGAACAUGUCUGAAAAAAGUAAAACUGUGAUCAGUAAGAGUGCAGAAAAGUAGCAAAAGGGGAAGGAAGUCAGGAAAGAAAAUAUUAGCAUAACAAUCUUCUCCCAAUCAGAGUCUAGCUUUUUUGGCCCAAUCAAGAUGAGACACUAUCCUUAUAAAUAAGGCUGCUUAGGCGUCUUGAAAAAAGCCAGUGAGAUAUCAUGGCCCGUACUAAGCAGACUGCCCGCAAGUCGACCGGGGGCAAGGCCCCGCGGAAGCAGCUGGCCACCAAGGCCGCCCGCAAGAGCGCGCCGGCCACGGGCGGCGUGAAGAAGCCGCACCGCUACCGGCCGGGCACCGUGGCCCUGCGGGAGAUCCGGCGCUACCAGAAGUCCACCGAGCUGCUGAUCCGCAAGCUGCCGUUCCAGCGGCUGGUGCGCGAGAUCGCGCAGGACUUCAAGACGGACCUGCGCUUCCAGAGCUCGGCCGUGAUGGCGCUGCAGGAGGCGAGCGAGGCCUACCUGGUGGGGCUGUUUGAAGACACGAACCUGUGCGCCAUCCACGCCAAGCGCGUGACCAUCAUGCCCAAAGACAUCCAGCUGGCCCGCCGCAUCCGCGGGGAGCGGGCUUAAGGCAUGCAUCUUUAAGUAGGCAAUCUAAAGGCUCUUUUCAGAGCCACCCACAUUUUCAUCAAGAGCAGCUGUACCAGUGUUUCAGCUGAUGUUGGUUUACCCGUCUUAGUCUUCAAGGGUUUAGGCCAGAGGGAUUAAGGGAGACAGGCGGUCGCACGUGGCGGCUAGUGAAGCCAUGAAACCAGAACGCGUGGUGCUUUGUCGACUGGCAGACGCUAGAGGGAGCAGUAAAGGCAUAGUCUAGGCAGUUCCUGCCAAGUCCGCCUUUUACUUUGCGCUCUGGCUUGUGGGCAUUUAAAGUCCAGAUCGCCAGUCUUCAAUAAUAAGGGGAAAACAUGCAAAAAGAUGGAAUCUACAUAAGCAGUCGUCUAUAACACGUUGCAAGAUGCUCCUACAAGGUGCACUCUGAAUAUAAAAGUUAACACUAUUUGAAAACAAACAUCCUGUGUGGUAACUGUUGGGAUGGGAAUCUGGGUCAGAUGAGAGGUGAAAUC
Messenger RNA from Loxodonta africana (African savanna elephant), 1260 nucleotides. RefSeq names its product histone H3. Bases 356 to 766 code for a protein of 136 amino acids. The record is from RefSeq and is a predicted model, not a curated record. Lineage: Eukaryota; Metazoa; Chordata; Mammalia; Proboscidea; Elephantidae. Gene Ontology annotation, cellular component: nucleosome. The transcript has a single exon. Gene Ontology annotation, molecular function: DNA binding; structural constituent of chromatin; protein heterodimerization activity.